This is a messenger RNA of Calypte anna (Anna's hummingbird), 1032 nucleotides long. It is a transcript of the gene MGST1, whose product is annotated as microsomal glutathione S-transferase 1. Gene Ontology annotation, molecular function: glutathione transferase activity. Gene Ontology annotation, cellular component: mitochondrion; membrane. The record is from RefSeq and is a predicted model, not a curated record. NCBI's taxonomy places the organism in Eukaryota, Metazoa, Chordata, Aves, Apodiformes, Trochilidae. The transcript is spliced from 5 exons. The coding region runs from base 159 to 641 and encodes 160 amino acids.
GAGGCGGGGCUGGGCUGGUCCCCGGGCCGGGAGGAGGCUCAGUGGCCAGCCGGGAGCAGAGGCGAUUGCCGUGGUGCGUGGGCUCUCCGAAGGGACGCGGGCGAAAGUGAAACCUGUGAAAUCCUUACUGUACUUCUUCUUUGUAGUGAAGGUUGUCAAUGAGACGCGGAGAAAUGGCUAAACUGACCCAGUUAAUUGACAAUGACGUCUUCCGGGCUUUUGCCACCUAUGCAACUAUUGUUCUUCUAAAAAUGAUGUUAAUGAGUCUUUUAACAGCAUACUACAGAAUCACAAGGAAGGCAUUUGCCAACCCAGAAGAUACAGCAUCAUUUGGAAAAGGUGAGAAUGCUAAAAAAUACCUGAGGACUGAUGCAGAUGUCGAACGUGUACGCAGAGGCCACCUGAAUGACCUUGAAAAUAUUGUCCCAUUUCUUGGCAUUGGACUUCUGUAUGCUCUUAGUGGCCCUGAGCUGUCCACAGCCUUGCUGCACUUCAGAAUCUUCGUUGGGGCUAGGAUUGCUCACACUUUUGCAUACAUGAUCCCUCUUCCCCAGCCUGGCAGAGGUUUGUCUUGGGCAGUUGGAUAUGCAGUGACCAUCUCAAUGGCAUACAGACUGCUGAGCUCAGUGUUGUACCUGUAACAGAGUUAUAACUUCUCUGUACCCUUCCACAUUCCACACAAAGUUUCCAGCUGUGUACGUUGGUGUCUUGAAUAAGCCAGCAUGAGUCUUGUGGGGUGACUGGAAUUCAUUUUUAAGCAGAGGCUUUUCAUUCCUGUUCAGAAAUAUUUCUUUUUGGAGGAAAAAAAAAAACCCAAAACAAAAAACCAAACAAAAUCCCUCUCCCUUUAUUCCCUAUUCAUGAGCUGCGUUACCAAAAUAUUAUGUAGAAUGUUCUGAACUUUAUGAUUUGUCAAGUGCUUAUGAUUCUAAACAUUUGAUGAAGCUGUAUCGAUAGCAUGCAUGGUAAUUUUCUACAGAUGCACUAUUUUUGGCUGUAGCUCUGAAGUCUAAAUCAAUAAAGACAAGAGGA